AAUCCCCACAACUUCCAAUUAAUUCUCCCUCCUCUUCUCCCACCUCUCCCAUGGCGAUGCUUAUAGCUUCCCUGCUCGCUCUUUCCUCCUUUCUAGCCACAGCACAUGGUGGUAACUUCUAUAAAGAUUGCACGGUAACGUGGGGUGACGGGCGUGGCAAGAUCAUCAAUAGCCGGCUUGUCACUCUGUCUCUCGACAGAUACUCUGGCUCGGGCUUUGAAUCCAAGAAUGAGUAUCUCUUUGGCAAAUUGGAGAUGCAGAUCAAACUCAUACCUGGCAACUCGGCCGGCACGGUCACCACCUUCUACUUAAGCUCGCAAGGGCCGACUCACGAUGAGAUCGACUUCGAGUUCCUCGGCAACGUUAGUGGCCAACCGUACAUUCUCCACACCAAUGUGUUCACCCAAGGGAAGGGAAACAGGGAGCAGCAGUUCUACCUUUGGUUUGAUCCCACCAGGAACUUCCACACCUAUUCCAUCACAUGGAAUCCGCAACAUAUUAUCUUCGCGGUCGAUGGCAUUCCGAUAAGAGACUUCAAGAAUCUCGAGUGGAGAGGGGUGGCAUUCCCCAAGAACCAGCCCAUGAAGGUGUACUCGACCCUUUGGAACGCCGACGACUGGGCGACGAUGGGCGGCGCCGUGAAGGCCGACUGGACUAAAGCUCCGUUCACCGCAGCCUUCAGAAACUUCAAUGCCGAUGCCUGCAUUUGGUCUGCCGGCACCUCUAGGUGCUCGUCGGGGAAAUCUCGAGCCUCCUCGCCUGCGAAGAAAGCGUGGUGGAAUGAGGAGCUGGAUGCGAAGAAAUACCGGAGGAUGAGAUGGGUGCAGAGGAAGUAUAUGAUUUAUAACUAUUGUUCUGAUCGGAUGCGAUUCCCUCG
Messenger RNA from Elaeis guineensis (African oil palm), 877 nucleotides. Its product is annotated as xyloglucan endotransglucosylase protein 7. Lineage: Eukaryota; Viridiplantae; Streptophyta; Magnoliopsida; Arecales; Arecaceae. Gene Ontology annotation, biological process: xyloglucan metabolic process; cell wall biogenesis. Gene Ontology annotation, molecular function: hydrolase activity, hydrolyzing O-glycosyl compounds; xyloglucan:xyloglucosyl transferase activity. The record is from RefSeq and is a predicted model, not a curated record. Gene Ontology annotation, cellular component: cell wall; apoplast.